GCGGCGGCGCGCACGCAGCCCCGCGCAUGCGCAGAUCGCCCGCCAUGCUGCCGCUGCCGCCGAGCCUCCCCCGCCUCCUCCGUGAGGGGCUCCCGCCGCUCCCUCAGGAUCCCCCGGCCCCGCGUCCCCCCCGGCCCACGCCGCCCUUCACCUUCGCCCCCCGCCGCCUCCACCUCGGCCUCCAACACCCGCUCUUCGAGGAUGGGGACGUGCACAGGCACCUCUACCUGCAGGGCGUCCUCACCAGCCUGGAGGAGGUGGCCGAGAGACCCAAGGUGUCCGAGUUCAGCUGCCACAUCUCUGGGUGCAGCCAGGUGUUUGACACACUGGAGAGCUAUGAGCACCACUACAACACCCUGCACAGGAAUGUCUGCUCCUUCUGCAAGCGCUCCUUUCCCUCUGGGAAUCUCCUGGAUAUCCACAUCUUGGAGUGGCACGACUCACUCUUCCAGAUAAUGGCUGAGAAGCAAAAUAUGUACCAGUGUCUGGUGGAAGGCUGCACAGAGAAGUUCAAGAGCAGCAAGGACAGGAAGGAUCACCUGGUGACCGUGCACCUUUAUCCUGCUGACUUUCGGUUUGACAGGCCCAAGAAGGUGAAAUGUGGCUCCAAGCACACGAGCUCUCCUGUGGAGCAGGGUGCCAGCAUGCCCAUGGAUGUGAGUGUGGAGAUGGCAGAGCAAUUCCAAGUGAAUCCCAUGGAAACAGGGCAUGAGGAGAACAUGGAGAUCUCUCAGCCUGCAGCCAGCCCCCCCUUACUGCCAGAGAAACGUCUCUACAAAUCCAGGGUCCCAUCCACAAUUUGCUUUGGACAAGGUGCCACCCGAGGAUUUAAAGGACCACGGAAGAAAGUGUGAAGGUCAGCACAGCAGAUUUGUGCAAGAUGAGCAGGCAUGGAGCCAGUGCCACCAGGGAUAUUUCCAGUUCCCACUCCAUGGAAUAAACCACCCAAACCAAUUGAAGCUCUACCAGCAUUUGGGCACAGGUUCCUGAUGUUAAACAGAACUGGCAUCACCUACUGAGUUAAGAAUCCUCAAGAUUUUAGGAAGGGGAACCCAGAACAUGUGAUGAGGUAUUAAGAAAACUGUCCUGCAGCUGAGGCUGCAGAGGACUGGGUGUUUUAUUUUUUGCCUCUUGGGGGUAUAAAAUGGAUUCAAGAAGUUACAGGAUGACAACAUGACUGUAUGGAAGCUGGAGUCACUAAGAAAAGAAAAUGGGAGGAAAAAAAAAACAUUGAUCCUUUGUUCUGACACUCUCCAUCUUGCUGAAGUCUCCUCUGCACCCCAGCACCUGCUCUGAAAGGUUUGUCUGGGCCAGGAGAAGCAUUUUCACAGGGAGUUAAAAUAAAGUGACUUCCAGCCAGGUGAAUAAAUAAAAUAAAUUUUUACAAAAUUGCUUCAUAGAGAAUUUAAGUGCUGCUUUGGAGCCCAGGCAGAGACAGACGUGUGGAAUGAACCUCCCUCACUUUGCUGCAAAUGCUGCCAAAAUCAGGUUGGGAUGGAGAUUGUUUUCCCUUUGUAAUCUUAUCCUCCUGGAAAAAACUGGAAACAGAGCCACUGGUCUUGGGGUCCUGGUGAAUCUUGGCACUCAAAAAUUGUGCGUAAGAGGAAAAAAUGAGGUUUCUGGAGCAAUGUUUAUCCAAGGAGCUUAGGAUCUAUAAUUGCAUUUUUUUUCCCUUCCCCCGCUCUGUGAGGAAUAGAAGAUCAAAGGGGCUUUGAAAAAUCCAUGCAAAUGGGAGCAGGGAACGAUGCUUACGGAGAUGUAGGAGAUUGCCCAGUGAGUUUUAAAAAGCUUCACUCUGUUUAAAACUCAUUCAGCUUGUCCAGCCCUAAUCCCUGCUCUGUGGGCUCUGGAGAGUGCUGCCACACAGCUGCCCAGGGACAUCUCUCAGCAGGAACCAAAAAUCACUUCCCAGCACUAAAGCCCCAAAUGAGGUUUUUCCCCACACUGGGAUAUCAGGGAAUGGGAAGCAGUCCCCAGGCUACAGGAGAUGCCUGCAGGCUUUGGUACAAAGGUCAGGCAGCAGCCCAGUCUGCUCUUAUGUGCUCAGGUGCACCUGACCUGGGAA
Oenanthe melanoleuca is the source of this 2065-nucleotide messenger RNA. RefSeq names its product zinc finger protein 511 (gene ZNF511). The record is from RefSeq and is a predicted model, not a curated record. Lineage: Eukaryota; Metazoa; Chordata; Aves; Passeriformes; Muscicapidae. Bases 27 to 854 code for a protein of 275 amino acids. The transcript is spliced from 6 exons.